Dentiscutata erythropus is the source of this 519-nucleotide messenger RNA. The record is from the annotation of a GenBank genome assembly. NCBI's taxonomy places the organism in Eukaryota, Fungi, Glomeromycota, Glomeromycetes, Diversisporales, Gigasporaceae.
AUGACAAAUAAGAAAGAUAAUAUUGCUUCAAGCACCUCAGAUCCCGUUGAUUCACCACCACCUUAUACACCUCUUCCUUCACAAUCCCGAGAAGUUGUGCCAAAUGAAUCUACGCGUCUUUACCCAGAUGUUCCGAAAAAUUCUUAUUCAACUAUUCCAACUCCAACGUAUAACCCACCAAACCCACCUCAACAAUCUUCAGUAACAGCAUAUUAUCAACCUGACACUGUUGUUUUAAGUCCAGCAGUCUCUAUUUUUGAUUUACGUGCUCAGCCAGCCGUUACUUGUUGUCCAUAUUGUAACCAAAUUGUUUUAAGCAAGACAAGUUUCAAGAUUGGAUCUGCAAAUUUGUUAUCUUCUCUUGGAUUAUUUAUAAUCGGAGUAACGAUGUGGGGAUGUUGCUUGAUCCCCCUUUGCAUCACUGAUUUGAAAGAUUGCAUCCAUUCAUGCCCUAGUUGUGGUAGAAAUAUGGCUAGAUACUCAAGAAUUGAAGGAAGAGUUUAUAGUUACGGAGAAUAA